Molecule: messenger RNA, 1662 nt
Organism: Aspergillus versicolor CBS 583.65
Lineage: Eukaryota; Fungi; Ascomycota; Eurotiomycetes; Eurotiales; Aspergillaceae
Product: Cupin domain protein
Exons: 4
Coding region: 1-1662 (553 amino acids)
Biological process (GO): kinetochore assembly; attachment of mitotic spindle microtubules to kinetochore; spindle attachment to meiosis I kinetochore
Cellular component (GO): kinetochore
Molecular function (GO): centromeric DNA binding
Source: RefSeq, a predicted model, not a curated record
AUGGCUCCUCGGGGCCCGGCAAAGGCUCGCGACUUGGACUUCUCCAAUGUCGGCAAGGCUGGAAGACCAGUACGGGAUGAGCUGACUGUUAGUAGGCGCACAGGUAUCACCCUGAAGGAAGGCAAGCGGGAUGAACAUGGAAUGGAGGAUGUCGACGGAAUAUUCUCAUCACCAGAAAAAUCGCCCGUGAAAGAAAAUGGAUUCGAUAGCGAAGAGUCAAUGGGCUCAGAGAUGUCCAUGGACGAGGGCAACGGGCCCGGCCCUGCAGAUUUCCUCAAUGGCCUCAACGGUUCGCGUACUCCCCGCCUGCCUCCACCCGUUGCGCGAUCACCUACAAAAACUGGCAUGACCGGGUCUCCGCGCAGAACUCCUGGAUUGCGCUCCUCCCAGAGCCCACAACGUGAUCUCCCCUCAUCGAGCCCGUCAGACGGCAGGAGCUCAAGGAGAGACUCGCGACGGGACUCGCGGCGCGAUGUCUCUCCACUCACCAACCGCUCCAUCAACGCCACACCCUCACUGGAACACUCCAAUACUACACGCGCCAAGGGUCUCAAGAAGGCCGAAAAAGCGCCACCGAUGUCUUUCUCCGACAGUGAUUCCCACGGCGAUGAGAAUGGGCAUUUACUAGAUCAAACCGAUUUCGUGGAUAACUUCAACGCUGGCGAUGACCCACUGCUGGGUAAUAACUCGGAAGCGCAGGAUGAGAGCAGUGGUGAAGAACUGCACAAGGUCCCAGCACCCGAGACGCGGAAAGGCCCAGGACGAGGCCGUAAGCCAGUUGGAGGCGCAAACACUGCGGCACAGGAUGGAACAGAGGAACAAUCAACACCACAGAAACGAAAGCGCCCUGGACGGCCACCUAAAGGUCAAAGCCAGCCAAUACAAGAUACAGAAGAACAACGCCCAGCAAAGAAGGCCAAAAAUUCCGAACAAAAACGUCGGAUCACUGGGCCGUCAGGCGACCCUGACCUGGACAAAGUAGUCGAAAACCACGUCAAUCGAACCGGGCCGCUCAAGGGCCGAAGCCUCUAUAUUCUCAAACGGGAGGCGCCUACGGAUCCGUCUACUACACACACACGAUCAGGACGUGUAUCGGUCAGACCACUGGCCUACUGGAAAAACGAACGAUGUGUGUACGGUGACGAGGGAGUAGCCGAAGGACAGCGAUAUCCUCUCUCAAAAAUCAAGGAGAUCAUCCGAACUGAAGAGCUAGAGCCGGAGAAGAAACAAAAACGCCGAUCAAAGAAGUCGAAAUCGAGAAAGGACAGGGAUGAUGACUCUGAUUCUGAUGAAGAUCAGUACCGCGAUCCAUACGAGGAGACGGGUGGUGUCCUGCAUGGUUAUAUCAGGAAAUGGGACCAUGAAACGCAAACAGCAAUGGACGACGAGGAAGUGCUAGAUAUCGCAUACGCCCCAUCUGGCAUUGAGACCCGAAACGUCAAAGGCGCAGCUUUCAGAUUUGCUAAGCUUCUGAGUUCUCCCUUUAUCGGUUCUGGCAUUGUCGAACUACCUCCCGGAGGGGUCAAGAAACCAAAGAAUGCGAAGAAAAUGCAUAUGAUAUUUUACGUUGUUGGCGGGCGAGUCUUAGUGGAUGUUUCUGGCGUUCAAUUCAGUGCUGGCAAGGGGUGUGUUUUUCAAGUCCCACGAGGUAAGUCUCAUUAA